UUUAAAGCGAACCGAUGCUAUGUGCUUUGUCGUUCACGGUGGAGAACAAAAGUUCGCCGUUGCUUGUGGAAAAGAGAAAGGUUCAGACGCAGUAUAUAAGCUCCAGGAUACAGAGAGACUGUGAAACCUCUCCACUUCAGACUUCAGAGCUGCCUGGGAAGUGGUGGCUGCACCUGCACAGUAGCAGUCUCCUGUUCAGUUCUACUCGCCGAGAAACCAAGCCAUGGCUGUGGUGGAGUUGAAGGUCGGGAUGCACUGCGACAGGUGCAUCAAGUCGAUCAAGAAGGCGAUCAAAACGAUCGAUGACAUGGAGAGCUACCAGCUCGAGAAGGAGACGAACAAGGUGACCGUGACGGGGAAUAUCACCCCGGAGGAAGUGGUGAAGGCUCUGCAGAAGAUCGGGAAGACGGUAACUUACUGGGGUGAGUGAAGAACAGAGCCCAGAGGAAGACGAGCCACACGGUAACAACUUAUUGUUACUGGGAGUGCGGACUAUAGAGCCCACGUAGUUAGCUAGCUAGUUAGUAUUAGCUCAUGUGCUUACCAUGGGAUAUCAGGAGCUAUUUAUACUGCAGAUCGGGUAAUUCUGGUGAGUUUCUUUGAACUGGUAGAUGUUGGUUCUUCCCUCGCUUGAUCCCAUAUUGACCGCGGCGUCGUCGUGUUGGGUUAACUCUUCUGUAUUGCGUAUACUGAACUCAUGGCAAAGUCUUGUAGAGGAUGAACCCAACUUUUGUACGUUUUCACGGGGAAUAUAUGUAUGAAAGGAGUGAUAUAACUGUCA
Triticum aestivum (bread wheat) is the source of this 781-nucleotide messenger RNA. RefSeq names its product heavy metal-associated isoprenylated plant protein 45. Gene Ontology annotation, molecular function: metal ion binding. The transcript has 3 exons. The coding region runs from base 224 to 430 and encodes 68 amino acids. The record is from RefSeq and is a predicted model, not a curated record. NCBI's taxonomy places the organism in Eukaryota, Viridiplantae, Streptophyta, Magnoliopsida, Poales, Poaceae.